Paramormyrops kingsleyae is the source of this 7601-nucleotide messenger RNA. The record is from RefSeq and is a predicted model, not a curated record. NCBI's taxonomy places the organism in Eukaryota, Metazoa, Chordata, Actinopteri, Osteoglossiformes, Mormyridae.
GUGAGAGAGUGUUGGAGAGAAAGGGGGAAAAAGGAAGGAGAGCCUUGGUUUGCCAGCGGUCGCACACGCUCUUCCAGCAUCGAUUGGGUCCUCUCCUUUUUUUUUGCCCAUUCGGUGGUGGUGCUGUGCCCCCCCCCCGUCCCAGGCUGUCCUUGUGAGUCCUACGCAGGGCCCAUAGAAACUCCGCAGACACCACGCACUGGCCUGCCAGGCAUUUUUUUCCUCUUUAGAUUUUUAAAAGCAGAAGAGGAGUGUGUUCGUGUAAGCGGCUUUCCCCUUUGCCUUUUUUAUUACGCGUUUUUAUACUGGGGGGCCACACACCUUCUCUGUGCUUUUUUCUCCUUUUUGCUGUUAUUUCUCCUGCUCAGUCUAUUUCUCUUUUAAAAAUCUGCCUCUUCCCUCUCUUGCUGUACCGUCAGGACUCUUUUGCUGGUGUUGUUCCUGUGCCCCCCCCCCUCCCCCCGGUUUCCUCUUUUUUCGUACUUUUUUUUUUUUUUUUUACCAAUUCCACUGGACAAUUGGGGCUUUUUUCCCUGCCUUCUUCCACUUUCCUUUCUCUCUUUUUUCUUCCCCCCAUCUCUUCUUGUAGCAGUUUAUCUUAAGUGGCUGAUACAGACAGGGAUCCGAGCACCGAGAAUUUUUUCUUUUCCCUUGCAAUCGACGUGCUGAAUUUAUGAUGAGAGUGCAAAAUGGCGACGUUUUUCCUGGCGCUUCCUCCCGACCCCUCACGCCGCGUCCGACGGGAACUCGGUCGCCCCCCGCCGCCCCGGUGUGCCACGCCACUAACCGCGCUCUCCCCCUCUCCCUCCUGGCACCGCAGGAUGAGUUCCACCCCUUCAUCGAGGCCCUGCUGCCACAUGUUCGGGCCUUCUCCUACACCUGGUUCAACCUGCAGGCGCGCAAGCGCAAGUACUUCAAGAAGCACGAGAAGCGCAUGUCCAAGGACGAGGAGCGCGCCGUCAAGGACGAGCUGCUGGGCGAAAAGCCGGAGAUCAAGCAGAAGUGGGCGUCGCGACUCCUCGCCAAGCUACGCAAGGACAUCCGGCCCGAGUUCCGCGAGGAUUUCGUGCUGACCAUCACGGGCAAAAAGCCACCAUGCUGCGUGCUGUCCAACCCCGACCAGAAGGGCAAGAUCCGGCGCAUCGACUGCCUGCGGCAGGCCGACAAGGUGUGGCGGCUGGACCUGGUGAUGGUGAUCCUCUUCAAGGGCAGUCCUCUGGAAAGCACGGACGGCGAGCGGCUGGUCAAGUCGCCCCAGUGCUCUAACCACGGCCUGUGCGUGCAGCCACAUCACAUCGGUGUCUCUGUCAAGGAGCUCGACCUCUACUUGGCCUACUUCGUCCACACGCCAGAAUCCGGACAAUCAGACAACUCCAGCCAGCAAGGUGAUGCUGACAUCAAGCCUCCUCCUAACGGGCACCUGAGUUUCCAGGACUGCUUUGUGACUUCAGGUGUGUGGAACGUCACCGAGCUGGUCCGUGUGACACAGACUCCUGUUGCCACGGCGUCUGGCCCGAAUUUCUCUCUGGCUGACCUGGAGAGUCCCGGCUACUACAACAUCAACCAGGUGGCCCUGGGCCGGCGCUCUCUCACGUCCCCCCCGUCCACCAGGACUGAAGUGGAGCUAUAUGCAAGUCUUCCGCGGAGCUCCAACAAGCGCAAGUCCAUCGACGACAGCGAAAUGGAGAGCCCGGUGGACGACGUCUUCUACUCCGGCCGCUCGCCUGCUGCCAGCAGCUCCCAAUCCAGCGGCUGGCCCAACGAUGUGGACGCAGUGCAACACCAUUUGGCGAAUGUGCAGGAGAGGAAGAUUAAACAUGAAAACGAUGGCGUGCAGUUUCCGUACCAUGGACUCUCCUCGCCUGGUUCUCUUAAGAAGCCGGGAAAGUUCGAUUUCAGCGCCCUGUCGCCCCAGACGAGGUCGCCCCGCAUGGCGUUCACCCACCACCCGCUGCCAGUGCUGGCGGGAGUGAGACCAGGGAGCCCCCGUGCCUCGGCCUCCGCCCUGCACUUCCCCUCCCCCUCCAUCAUCCAGCAGUCCAGCCCCUACUUCACCCACCCCACCAUCCGCUACCACCACCACCCGGGACAGGACCCCCUCAAGGAGUUUGUGCAGUUUGUCUGCUCGGACGGUUCGGGGCAGCCCAGCGCACAGUCUUGGUUCCUCUGACAAGACCUAUUUGAAAGAGAAAAAAUCGCAAAAUUCUGAAAUCUGGAUAGAAGAAAAUGCAACUUAAAAAAAACAAUUUACAGGAAAUUUCCCUCACACCACUCAAAACCCGAUGAAAAUGGAAAACGUGAUUUUUAACAGGAAAACAAUCACAAAAACGCAGAGGAAAAAAAUGUUCUUGGAGUUUGAAACACGCAAGUUCCAGCGGGGAAGAGGAGAAUGAGGAGAGCAACAGGAGGAACAGCCCAAACUUUUCUUUUUUUCUGUUCAAGCGAUAAUGCAUCGAUGGCAGAGAUUCCUCGGAGCCCUGAAGCACAAACGAGCAAACAUAUCGAUUUCGGGGGCGGAUGCUUUAUCAGUAGAACGGCUUGAGGUAGAGGAAUGUGAAAGUGCUUCCAAGUGAACACUGUUCAGGCCGGUUUUGGCAAACGCACCACCAUAAUUCAGCGCUGCGCACCAUGGUGGGCCACGUCGGGUUUGACCUCACUGCCGAUUCACGAAAGUCCAGCAGAGUUAGUUACAGGUACUCUGAUUGGAUGAACCAGCCGUGGCGGCACAGCCAGCUGCAACCUCAUUGGCCCCCACUGAGCUGCCAGACACCGACUGGCUGAAAUGAGUACCAAGCGCUACUAAUAACACAAAAUGGAAUUAAUUAACACUAAAAGUGUGCUGUCGCACCACAUCAGAGCACUUGUGGGGUAAUUGAGGAAUAUGACCAGGUUGCGCAUUCUCCAGAACCAAUAACGUAGCAGGAAUCCGGUGCAAUGAAUCAUGACAACAGCCAGACUAGGCUUUCAGUAACGCCUCCGAUGGUAACACGCCCGCCCCGAGCCCCGAGCCCCGAAAGAGUACAUGAUCAAUAGGAAAGACCACCCCCAACAUGUGGGACCAGCCAGCACACAGAUAUAAACCCGCCCCAGCACAGUCUAAUCGAGGUACGAUAUGUUACGAUAAAAAGACGGGAAGAGACACUAGGUUCGCGAGUCCAAGGCUUUCCUCCACCUUUCAGUCUUUGUGCCAGAAGUCUCCAGCCUCGCCAAGGCAGACGACACGGUUAACACGGCAUUUAUCUUCAUGCCCUCGGCCGAACGUGAGCGGUCGGGUGCCUCCGUGAGCCGAGCUGUAGCUGCGCCUGAGCUGCGUUAUGUGCUGACGUCCGAGCCCCAGUACCACCACAGGAACGGCGUUUUCCUCCUCGCCCAACGCUCGGCUGCGUGCCGCUUUUUUUCUUUUCUUUUAUUCAGUUGCUUCAAUUCAAUCGUGUUGCUGUCAGCAAUCCAUGGUUUAACCGUCAGUAAUUAGCACAGGUGCUCAUCUCAGACUCUGCCCAAACAGGCGAAGGGAGCGUGCCCCCUAAGGUGGAAGGGGUGUGUCCCACAGUGCUGACCAGCAUUGGCCACUCACAUUAAACAACACUGCCUUGACCUUGUCAAGCAGUGAGUGGCUUGGAAAAGGGGAGAGGUUCACAAACCCCACGUCUCCCGGAAUUUACGUGAAUGUUUACAUCCACACACUCCUGUGGGAGGCGCUGUGGUGCUUAAGAGCUGGAUCCAGCUUCUGUAAAAAAGCAAAGAUGAACUGCAGGAUUGUCCUUGUCACCGUAUUGUGCCCUGCCCCAGGACAUUCAACCCCUUCCCCCAGGGGUGUCCUCGCCAGUUUAUAAAUGAUCACCUCCGCCCACCCAGAUUUGUACACAUUCCCCUUUAAAGUUACUGCAGCCCUUUUUUCCACCAAUGUCAAUUAGAUUCCUUUCGCUGUUGCUCUCAGAGGGAGGGGGCGUGUCGUCCCUAAGCUCCGCCUCUUCUCUCCUCCCAUUCCUUCCCUUAGCUUCAGCUCCAACCAGCCUUCCACCGCAGAACACAAUCUCUCACAGACACAGCUACCACCAGCAAUCCCAUGCAUCCAUGUAACCGCCAUGCACCCCAAUCCCCCGUCGGUAGCCACCGGAGUCACCCAGCACGCUGAUUAACCCCCCCUCACCAGCCCUCGUCGCGUGCAACUCGCACUCACAUGCACACACGCGCAUGCACAGGUCAGCUCAUUGUAGGGAAGUAUUAAAAUCGCACAGCGGAACGCACCAUACACACACUAUAAAGGGAAACCCUGAUCACAGGUUAUCCAGACAACCUUUAUGACUCUACACUUCUGUUCAUUUACUUUCAAUCCUUCGCGAGCAUUUUCUUUAUUAUUAUUAAUAUUAUUAUUAUUAUGCUUUUUUAAGAUGAGAAAUCAAACUGCGGACCUCAUAAAAUAACUGGACUGCCAAGCUGGGGUUUUCUUUGCAGGGAAAUGCUGUUGGUCCCCCCUCCCCUGGGGGCAGUAGUCACCUUCUCAGCCUAAUUAGCCAAUUAGCUCCACUGCAUAAAGUUUUAAGAUGACAGUAGUAAUUCUUUCUUUUUUAAUCUGUGGAAGUGCCUCUGUAUUCCCGUUAUGCAAUGUUUUCAGUAUCGAUUCAGGUUGUUUUUACACGUAAUAAGCUAUAGAGAACAGGAAGGGGGAACCCGGGAGAUCAUUGGUCUCACGGGGACAGAUCGCUAAAGAUUGCAAACAUCUAUAUAUAAAAUAUAUAUCAAAUAUACAUAUAUAUUUAUGGAUAUAUACUUUUCGUUCGUUUUGGGGGGAGAUAAGCUUGCUCGCAGUCUAGUUAUUUUCUGAAGUCAGUCAAAACGGGUCGCUCUCAGUACCAGGACCCGAACGCCGUUACACGCCUCCGCAGCCUUCUGUGGCACCCAGCCAAGCGACACGGCUAAAGUACAAGCCGUCCUUUAAAAACAAAAAAAAAGUGAAAUGAGUCAAUCGUAAUUGACACGAAAUUGAAGAGUAAAACAGCCUCCUUAGUUUUUUUUUUUUUCCUAUUUUGGAUGGAAAGUAUUAUUAUUGAAAAUUAUGUAUGUCGAUUGAGCCACGUGCAAUGCAUUGGGUAGAUAAAUGUGUUUGUCUGUUAGAGAUUUUUAAGAAAGAGAAAAAAAAUAUUUUUGUUUCAAGUCCACAAACUCCGGGACUCUAAAUAUGAGAGUGGAGAAAAUUAAUCCCAGUCUUUGUAAGUUUGGGGAAAUUCUUCUACUUUUUUUCUUUUCUUUUUUUUCAUUUUUUAUUGUUUCGUUUGUAAUAAUUUGCUUUAAAAUGUGGGAGGGCUGAAGGAACAAUUUUACAAAACGACAAAAAUGAUAUAUUACUAAAUAAAACUGGUGCUUUUUACGAUAUAAAGUACAUUCAAACUCUAUUAUACAUAAAUAAUAAUAAACAAAAUUAAGUGUUAUCAUAAAGCACAUUUUAGGAAAAAAAAAACAUUAUUCUUCUUCUAUUCCUCUUUUUGUAUUUAAUGGGGGGGGGGUUCAUUUUCUUCUAGGUUGUGACAAAAGGCAUUUUUCUUCAACCUUUACCCAACUUAGAAAGAGAACCUGUGAGUCUAAACCAGAAAGUGCUGUAAUACCACUCAGUGGAGCCCCCUACUGGAGGAUCAGAGUCAGCCUGCUCGGUCGACCCGCCACGCUCGCGGACGCACCCCCCCCCUCCCCCCCACAACCCAGGAGCCGCCGGGUCGGGGACGUCGUGCAGGAUACACUUAACACAUGGAGCCCCCCCAUGCAGUCGCUGGCAGCUGACAAUAUGUAAAUCUAUCGCAUGCCCACACUCGCCAUGAAGCGCGGACAAGAUCUUCCCUGGCGUGGAAGAUGCAUCAAAACGGCGGAAAAAUAUCUGUUUUGUGGAAAAAGGAGAGAGAGAGAUUGCUUGGAGAGAUGGGAGUCGUGUACCGUGAACUGAUUUUUUUGGUAGAUUUCGUAGAUUAGCAGACUCCCGUCUCAGUCCGAGCCCAGGAGGAGCGAGUGAGAGUGAGACCCCGCGGGCUUUAGGUUUCUGGCCACAAGGAUCACAGACAAGUGUACGAAUCGUGUAAAAAAAGUGAACCCCUCCCCCGAUCCCCGCCCCCUCUCUGAACUCCCCCGUGUAAAUGACUCUUCGGUAGUGUUUGGUGGUGUAGUGUAGAUUACGAGCAUUUAAAGGUUGUCCCUUAAAAGUGCCUUUUGUUCACCGACUUCAUCUUGUAAUCCAGAGCGCCCUUCUAGAAAAAAGUCCCCUCCUUCUUACUUCUCCUAUAUGCUCUUCUACCUUUUCGAAGCCGUAUAUAUAGUACUAAAGGAAAUUGGUGUGAUUUAGUUCUUCUUUUUAUUGUUAAAUGAUAAAAAAGGAAAAAAAAGUACUCUCUCGCUUUCUUACUUUCCCUCUGUGUCUGUGUCUCCUUUCUCUUCCCUUGGACACUGGAGUAGUCUGUAGCCGCGUGUCUGUCCCCCCUGUCACCCCCCCCCAACCCCCCCUUCUCUGAACGGAGGGGGUUUUUAAAAAAAUUGCAAAAACUUUGUCUGAGCAGAAUGCAGUUAGCUCAUGUUAUUCUUGUCUGUACGCUUCACGAUGUAUUACCAUACCGAUCUCUUCAGCUUCUCCAUUGAACAGCUAAUGUAAGUGAACAAGUUACGCCGGUGAGCCCCUGGGGGUGCCACGGGGAGGGCAUCUAAGGGUGGGUGGGCUUUCUUUUUUCCUGGGUGGGGGGGGCGCCAAACUGCUUGCUUUUGGUGGACAUUUAAAGGAUACAAGAACUCCUCUUAGGGACGGUGGAAACGGCUGCUGGGGCACCGAGAGCUUGUUUUUACAAUUCAAUUUUAUUCAUAUAUAUAUAUAUAUAUAUAUAUAUAUAUAUAAAAAAAUUGGGAUCCACCUAGAUAUUUGAGGCCAGGAUGCUGAAAAUUUGGAGCGGGAAUUGAAAAUCACAUGGUAGUUUUUUUUUGACCAGCUAAGUAAAGCGACAGAUCGGAGCAUCAGAAAAAGUGCCGUGUGGGGAGGAAGAGUUUAUAUCGGAGGGCAGAAAAUAAAUCACGUUAGAUUGUAACCGGAAACGGGGAGAGACGGUACCCCCAAAUCCACUGCCCCGCCCCCCCCUUUAGACACUUGUACCUUUGCACUGUUGUGUCCCUACUUGGUGCUUUGUUAUUCCACCAGCAAAACAAAACACAAGUAAAAUGGCCAUUAUGUUUGGCGCCAAAUCUGAUUUUCCCGAAAGCAUCAGUGAGGGUUUUCUAAGUCGAACCAACAUCAGUAUUAACCACGACUGGUGACCGCAACUGUCCAAAGCCACGGCGUUGCGGCGACUCGUGGCCUACUCCUCCUGCCCUGUGAGAGGCGCUGUACCACUUCUGCCACCUCUCCCCCACACGUGCAACGUGCCACUCAGUAGUUGUUUGGUAGGCUGUGCCCCAGCCGCUCCCUCCCCCACCCCAAGCUAUCAGAAGACGUUCAGAGUCCCAGAAAGCACACCUCCAGGGCUCAUGGCGGAAAUGCAUGUGUUAAUUACAGUUUCUUUUCCAUAAUAAUAAAAACAGUUUUAAAAGAGCAGCACCUUUAACUGAUUGAAUAAAAGGAUGUUCUUGACUGUAAA